Messenger RNA from Glarea lozoyensis ATCC 20868, 666 nucleotides. Its product is annotated as 40S ribosomal protein S8. The transcript has 2 exons. Gene Ontology annotation, biological process: maturation of SSU-rRNA from tricistronic rRNA transcript (SSU-rRNA, 5.8S rRNA, LSU-rRNA); translation. Bases 1 to 666 code for a protein of 221 amino acids. The record is from RefSeq and is a predicted model, not a curated record. NCBI's taxonomy places the organism in Eukaryota, Fungi, Ascomycota, Leotiomycetes, Helotiales, Helotiaceae. Gene Ontology annotation, cellular component: ribosome; cytosolic small ribosomal subunit. Gene Ontology annotation, molecular function: structural constituent of ribosome.
AUGAACCCUAAAGAAUCACUAGCUAACAUCUUCAACACGACAGAAACCGCAAUCAUGGGUAUCAGUCGUGAUAGCAGACACAAGCGCAGUGCCUCUGGUGCUAGGCGUGCUUAUUACCGGAAGAAGCGCGCUUUCGAAGCCGGACGUCAAGAGUCAAACACCCGUAUCGGAACAAAGAGAAUCCAUCUCGUUCGUACCCGUGGUGGUAAUCGAAAAUUCCGUGCCCUUCGUCUCGAAGCCGGUAACUUCUCAUGGGGUUCUGAGGGUAUCGCCCGCAAGGUCCGCGUGAUCGUCGUCGCUUUCCAUCCUUCCAACAACGAGUUGGUUCGAACCAACACUCUCACCAAAUCCGCCGUCGUCCAAGUCGAUGCUGCCCCAUUCAGACAAUGGUACGAGGCACACUACGGUGCCAACCUCGGACGUAAGCGUCAACAAAAGGCUGGACAGGAGGUCGCAGCGCCAGAGAAGAAAUCAAAGGGUGUUGAGAAGAAGCACGCCGACCGAUUCGCUGCUCAAGGAAAGGUUGAGCCAGCUUUGGAGAAGCAGUUCGAGGCCGGUCGUCUUUUCGCCGUUGUCUCUUCAAGACCAGGACAGAGUGGACGUGUUGAUGGAUACAUUCUCGAGGGUGAGGAGUUGGCUUUCUACCAGAGACAACUCAGAAAGUAG